Messenger RNA from Helicoverpa zea (corn earworm), 1817 nucleotides. Its product is annotated as connectin-like. Bases 214 to 1710 code for a protein of 498 amino acids. The record is from RefSeq and is a predicted model, not a curated record. The transcript is spliced from 3 exons. NCBI's taxonomy places the organism in Eukaryota, Metazoa, Arthropoda, Insecta, Lepidoptera, Noctuidae. Gene Ontology annotation, molecular function: protein binding.
GGUACAGUAUUCUUUUUUCAAAUUCAUUUUUUUUUAAACUUUGUCCCCCGAUUUCACCCUCGGUGGUUUGACAGUGUUGCCAAUUUUAUUUUUCGUUUGAAAAGUAAUUAAAUAAGUUUUGUGGUUUAAAAGCUAUGAAUGAAUUUGUGGUUCGAAGGUGAAGUCGGGUACUUUGUACAAAUAAAAAUCGCUCUGAUGUGAAAGGGAACAAAGAUGGACCUUAAAUAUCUGAUCCUAAUGAUUGCCUUCGCGACAGUCGAAAUAAACGUAACUGAGAGUCGACAGAACGACAAAAGGCGAUGGAAAAACGACAAGGUUUACUCACACUACGUUAAUAUUUGUGAUAUACAGGAUCGAGGGUCCAAAGUUCAUUGUUACUGCGAAAGCAUAAAGAUAAAAACCGCUACAAAGGCCGAUUGUUGGGUAUUCAACGGCGGCAUAGCUGAAGACGAUCCGUUCUGGUCGAAUUUUUAUUCACAACCAAAAAUAGAAAAGUUAACAUUCAACGUCAGAGCUGACGGCGGACUGACGUAUAUACCCGCAAAAGUGAUCGUUAGACUGGAACGAUUACAAUACCUCAACAUACAGUACGCCAACAUCUAUAGUAUACCAUCGUUCGCCUUCACCAACUCGACCACGCUCCGAGAAAUAACACUGGCCAAGAACAAAAUAGCGAAACUGGAGAAAAUGUCGUUCGCUCAUCUAAUAAUGCUGUCAAACGUCAGCUUAGUAGAAAAUCAGAUCUCCGAACUGAAACGGGACGUGUUCUACGUCCUGCCCAAUUUGCAGAGACUGUAUCUAUCGAAGAACAUAAUUAGCGUCCUCCACGACGGAUGUUUCAAACAUCUCAACAAUCUCAUAAAAUUGGACCUCGACAACAAUCAGUUGACAGUUGUCAUUAGGGAGAACUUCCAAGGGCUGUCUAAUCUGAUCACGUUGGAUAUGAGAAACAAUAAAUUAACGAUGAUAGGGGACCUUGCGUUUGCCGAACUUUGGAGCCUUCAAGAACUUUACCUGGAUGGCAACGAAAUAGAAUUUAUAUCCGAGAGGGGUUUCGGUGGAUUGACUCAGCUGCGAAAACUUUCGCUGGCCGAUAAUAAGUUGGCGACAUUAGACGACGGCGUGCUCGAUGAUAUUCAAAAGUUGAAUGUUUUGGAUUUAAGGAACAAUAACUUAGAAACGUUGAAACAAGAAGCAGUACAAAAUGUUUUGGAAAACAUGAAGUCCAAUUAUGCGUUAAUCUCUCUUGACGGUAACAGACUGACCUGCGACUGCCGACUAUCCUGGCUACACAAACUCCGCAACGAAACCAAGAGCAAACGAGUCAAAGCUUCACUAUCCCGUCUCAACUGCAUAAUGGACACAAAGACCAACAUAGGCAACAGUAUCAAAAUCGAAAAACCACCAAAAGCUAUCCAAGGUUCAUAUAAAAAAGAACUUGACUAUGAAGAAGAAGAAUUUGAAGAGAAACAUUACGAUGACGCGAUGCAAGACCAAGAAACUGAUAAUGAUGAUACGAAGAUAGAAUACAAGAGGAAACUUCUAGAAAUACCAGCGGAGAUGCUUCCUUGUCCGAACCGUUUAAUCUAUGAGGCGUCAUAUUCGCCCCCGACGCAAGACGAGGUCAAAUAUUACAAGACUUCAUCAAGUUUCAAGCUUGUUGCUACAUCGGCGAAUUUGUUAGCAGCAGUUGUGUUAGCAAUAUUGUAGCGUAUGAAUUGAAGUGUAAAUAAUUCUGUGAUUUCAUUGAGCAUUUACUGUUGAUGUAUUUUUGAUUAAUUUGUAUUGAUUACAAUAGAUUUUCUCCCAGUUAUAAA